GAUGUCAGCUCCUGAAUCUUCAAUAUCUCCGGUCCCGCCGCCCGGGUCGUCCAGUGGGGGCGGAAAGAAGCUGGAUUCCUUGCCGAAAGAAGAUUUAGUGAAGUUUGCAAAGAAACAAGUUGCUCAUGUAGCGGAGAUGAAGAAAAACCAAACAGCUCUCAUGGAAAAAUUAAAAGCAAAAAUGAGUGAACUGGAGCAAGUCAAAAAAGAUGCCGAAAAUUUGAAACUCAUUAACGAAAAGUUAACUACAGAAUCAGCAAAAAAAGUUGAGAACAAUCCGACGGAAUGUACAGAGUGCUUAUCGAAAAGUGGAGCGUUAAUAGAAUUGGAGAAAGAAGUUUUCGAAUGGAAGGAAAAAGCAACAAGAGCUGACAUGAUUUCGCUGGAAUUAAGAGAUCUCGAGUCAAAAGUUGAUCAGUUGAAUCGUGCUCUACGCGAUAAAACUGAAGCGUUGAUUAAAGCUCAAGAAGUUAUAACGGAAAAUGAUUUGGAAGUUAAUAAUAUGAAAAAAGAGAAGAAUAACACCAAAUCCUCAAUUGAAAAACUCACAGAAGAAAAUACUCGACUCACAAAAGCACUGCAAGACGAGAAAAUUAAAAGCGCUGAUUUUGAAGCACGUUUGCGAUCUGCUGAAUGUAGAAUCGUUGAGCUAUCAGAUCAACAGGGAAAUGAAAAGUUGGGUCUUGCACGGAAAAUGGCUGAAAGCGAGAAUCGAGGAAGAAUACUGGAAGAAGCUGUAGACGUGUUGAAAAGUGAAAAUGAGAAGCUCUUGGCUAAAAAUGAAGAAUUUUCGGCAAAAUUGGUUUCUUCCGAAAAGGAAUUUGCAGAGUUUAAGAAAAAAUCUCAUUUUGUGCUCGAGAAAAAAGGAAAGCAGGAAGACGAAACACGAAAAGCUAUUGAAAAACUCGAAAAAUCAAAAGUCACUAUCACAGAACUUGAACAACAAGCUGAUCAGACAAGGCAGGAGCAUUUUAAAACUGUCGAAGAUUUGGCUUCUUCACGUGACAAAGCAGAAAGACUUGAGAAAACUCUAAAAGUUCUCAAAUCAGAACUCACCGAAUCAGAAAAGGCUCACACUACGGCAAUUGACGAACUUCAGUCGAGCUCUUCGAAGUUGAUUCAAAGAUUGGACGAAGAAUUGAGAUUAAUGAGAUCAUCUCGUGAUACUGCUGAACAAAAGAUUAAAGAUAUAGAGAUCGCAAAGGAAAAAGUAGAUCAUCUUCUGCAGAAUGAGAGGCAAAGAAGUGAAAAUGAGAAUGGAAGUCUGAAAAGCAAGCUGUCAAGUGCAACAAAGCAGAUUCACAGUCUAGAAAAGGAAUUACAAGAGUUGAGAAAUGACUUUGAAACUCGUCGAAUUCAAAGCAAUCAACACCAGCAGCAGAAAGCUAUUGCAGCUGUCGUACCUCAGCCGAUUCAGCUUCCAGAACAUCCUAUUCCACCUCUUCAUUAUCAAAGACCAGCAGUUGCUCCUUCUGAUUCUGUUUCUUGUUAUGAUGAGCCAACACAGCCUGAUCGGUCACUGGAGGAUGUUUUGUAUGGAGAUCUCGGUGAUGAAUACAGAGUCGAAUCAGAUGAACUAUCGGAGGAGAAAUUCAAGGUCAUUCUAGACCAGUUAGAGAAUUUGAAGAAAACAAAUCAUCACGUCGCAGAGCUUCUCAGUGAUGCCGAGACUGCAAAUGGAAGGUUAACAACUCAGAAUUCACUGCUAAAAGAUGAAAUUCGCCGACUGGAACGAGAAGAAAAGCGAGAAGCCGAGUUGUCAAACGAGAAAAAUAUGGAAUAUUUGAAGAACGUAUUUGUACAGUUUCUCAAGCCAGAAAGUGUUCCCGCAGAACGAGACCAGCUGGUUAUCGUACUGCAGAGAGUUCUACAUUUGUCACCGAAAGAAGUCGAAAUUCUGAAAGCUGCAUCAGCACAUAUGGCAACCGCUCAGGCAGGCUCGUGGUCUUCAUACUUCUCGGGAUGGUCUGGUGCUGCCACUUGAAAUUAUCAGAUUUUCAUAACAUAUUCGAUUGUACAAUUUUAUUUUUAUUAUGUAUUGCAUGCUCAACCGGGUGCCCAUUUCUUGUUUCUUUUGUGUGUGAUAAUUAUUCUUUCAAUGUAUAGGUGAUUUAUUGUGUGACUUCACUACUUUUAAUGAACAGAGUAUGGUUUGUUUUUCG
Molecule: messenger RNA, 2162 nt
Organism: Caenorhabditis elegans
Lineage: Eukaryota; Metazoa; Nematoda; Chromadorea; Rhabditida; Rhabditidae
Gene: gcc-2
Product: GRIP and coiled-coil domain-containing protein 2
Exons: 10
Coding region: 2-1984 (660 amino acids)
Source: RefSeq, marked reviewed